AAUGGUCGAGUCGUGAAUGGUGGAAAUCGUGGCAAUCAACUCGUUUUGGGUAAUGAUCGUCAACUUGUUGACAACCGAGGUGGCCAGCGAUCCGCUGGACGCGGAGGUAGGGGGGGAGUGUUUACCAAUGGCGACAGCGUAGAUGGUGAUAGUCGAGCGGUGACGAACGGAUAUGAUCGGUCCAUUGAUGGGUCCACCGAAGAUGAUAGGGAGGUAGAAUUUACUGACGACGGGAGGAGUCAGUAUUGCCCCAACGAAGAUAGUCAAUACGGUGGGGAGGGCGAGUAUUACCCUAACGCCCGGGAGGAUGAACCGGACGGCAGUGUGGAAGAGAAUAGUAAUGUGGAAGGGAAUAGCAAUGUGGACGGGAAUAGCAAUUAUGCUCCUAGAGACGGACCUUAUGACGACGAUGGAAACUUUGCACCAGACGAGGAGUUCAACAAGUUCCAACAUAACACUCUCAGUCUGGCGUUCACAGAGGAAACAUUCUUUUCCCGGCGCACCCCAGCCCAUUCCGAAUUCAAUGUCAUCGAGGGGAACCAGCAAAAUUACCAAUGAUUUACCCAUCGCUGUGGUGUGUGGUGACAUGACCACAGAUUUGGCAGUCGUAUCGGGUAUGGGUUCAGCUCUCGUGUCUGACUUAGACCUUGGACUGAAUGUUGAUAACGAUGAUGACCUCACAAGGCAUGUUCGUGCUCACAUCAAAGCUGCCAUCGACCCUGCCAUUGACAAAGCCUCUCGAAAAAUUGAUACUACCAUAAAAGAGUUGGAUCCUAAGCUGGGACAAUGCCAUCUUGCUAUACAAGCACGCGUUCGUCAGGAUACCAACGAGUACUUUGAUGCUAUCAACAUUCCUCGCUGGGUGCUUUCUGCGUUACGUCGACGCCACAUGACCGCCAUAAGUGCGCAGACAUCGUUCGAGUUGACUCAGAGGGGACUAAAACUUUCGCUCCCUUUACUCGAAAUAAAUGAUUUCCGGAUCAUUGGGGAGAAAGGUCGUGUUCGCACGUACAAACUGCAAGUGGAAAUGUUGGAGGAGGUCAUCAUU
Molecule: messenger RNA, 1048 nt
Organism: Serpula lacrymans var. lacrymans S7.9
Lineage: Eukaryota; Fungi; Basidiomycota; Agaricomycetes; Boletales; Serpulaceae
Exons: 2
Source: RefSeq, a predicted model, not a curated record